This is a messenger RNA of Tauraco erythrolophus (red-crested turaco), 639 nucleotides long. The record is from RefSeq and is a predicted model, not a curated record. Lineage: Eukaryota; Metazoa; Chordata; Aves; Musophagiformes; Musophagidae.
AUGGAGCUUAUUAACCAGUUAAAAUUUGCCUUGCCCGUUCCGUGGGUGGGUGCGGAUGGGUGUGCCACGGGGAAGAUCCCCGAGUUGCCUGGGUGGCUGUGGGAACCGGUGUUGGCAGCUGGAGGGUUCGAGCAGGAAUCCAGGUCCUUGAUCUUCCUGCUGGUGAUUCGCAAACACCUUCGCUGCCGCUUCAAGUCUGGACUGGUGUCUUCUGUGAAUUGUGCUGGAGUUGUUGAAGAGGUCUCCAGCUCAGGAGUGGUGGCGGCUGCUUACCACUACACCGUAGCCAUGGGUUGUGCUGGAGAGUCUGGGAAAAGCACCAUUGUGAAGCAGAUGAAGAUUAUUCAUGAGGACGGCUACUCGGAGGAAGAAUGCAAACAAUAUAAAGUGGUUGUCUACAGCAAUACCAUCCAGUCCAUCAUUGCAAUCAUAAGAGCCAUGGGCAGGCUAAAGAUAGACUUUGGGGAAGUUGCCAGAGCUGACGAUGCCCGUCAGCUGUUUGUGUUGGCGGGAAGCGCAGAGGAAGGCGUGAUGACCACCGAGCUCGCCGGCGUGAUCAAGCGGUUAUGGAGGGAUGCUGGGGUUCAGGCCUGCUUCAGCAGAUCCAGAGAGUACCAGCUCAACGACUCCGCCUCAUAG